This is a messenger RNA of Pogona vitticeps (central bearded dragon), 3582 nucleotides long. RefSeq names its product serum/glucocorticoid regulated kinase 2 (gene SGK2). Gene Ontology annotation, molecular function: ATP binding; protein serine/threonine kinase activity. NCBI's taxonomy places the organism in Eukaryota, Metazoa, Chordata, Lepidosauria, Squamata, Agamidae. The record is from RefSeq and is a predicted model, not a curated record. Gene Ontology annotation, biological process: protein phosphorylation.
UGGCUGCCACAACGAAUUCAUACUGGGCCAAUUAACACUCUUCUGUUCUCCGAUUGUCACGGCUGCUGGCAUUCAAAAGGCAACACAUGCCUUAAUUACCUCCGCUCAGCCACAGCAUGUGAUUUGCUUCAGAAUACAGGGCACUUUGUUUUAAUAGUUUUAAUUUCAUCCAGGAGGCUGAGCUGCCCUCUAAUCUUCUGUGUGAGGAAAGCUGUCCUCUUCUCCACCACCUCUUUCAAUAUUUCCAACCCCUCAUAGCCAAGAGCAGGGUAAUAAUUUACUUCCUGGCCUAAGCCACUCCUUCAGAAUAUUCCUGUGACCUUCAGACUAAUUCAUAAAAACAGAAACACCCAGUCAGGAGGCAGAGAGGGGAAAACGAAGAAAACCUCUGUAGUUAAAAGAUGACAUUCUUCCGCUUCUGGAGAGACACCGGGAGUUCAACUUUAUACAACAGCCUCCUAUAACAGGACAGCUGAUCUUGACAUUGAUAGAAGGACACAAUUUCAGAGACCUCCAAAUACUGUAUUCCUUCUUAUAUUCAACAAAAUUCUGAACGGGACGGUAGUGCAGAAGGAAGAGGUCACAUUUCCCAAGCUCUGUACACAUACCCUGGCUUGAUGCACCCACCAGGGACAGAAACCCUCUUUACUACACUUGGAAAGACAAAAGAUCUCCUAAAACAAGGGCGAGAGAAGUUUGAACAAACGGUCAAGGCUUCCAGCUCCAGGUUGUCCUCCUAUGCUGAAAGAGUUGCCACCUUUAUGGACCGUACAAAAAGCCCAGAUACUAACAGCGAGCUUUCGUUGCCAACUGAUAACAUCAACCUUGGGCCUUCUGCUAAUCCCAAUGCCAAGCCAACAGAUUUUGACUUCCUAAAGAUAAUUGGCAAAGGUAGUUUUGGAAAAGUCCUUUUGGCGAAACACAAGUCUGAUGGUAGGUUCUAUGCUGUGAAAGUUUUGCAGAAGAAGUCCAUCCUCAAGAAAAAAGAGCAAAAUCACAUAAUGGCUGAACGCAAUGUGCUACUGAAGAAUGUGAAACAUCCCUUCCUUGUGGGGCUACACUAUUCCUUCCAGACCAAAGAGAAACUCUAUUUUGUACUGGAUUAUGUAAAUGGAGGGGAGCUGUUUUUCCAUUUGCAAAGAGAGCGUUGUUUCCGUGAGCCACGAGCACGCUUCUACGCAGCUGAAAUGGCCAGUGCAGUUGGCUAUCUCCACUCACUCAACAUCAUUUACAGGGACUUAAAACCUGAAAACAUCCUCUUGGAUUGUCAGGGUCACAUCAUACUGACAGAUUUUGGACUAUGCAAAGAAGGAAUGGAACCAGAAGAAACAACAUCCACUUUUUGUGGUACCCCAGAGUACUUGGCUCCAGAAGUGCUGAAGAAGGAGCCCUAUGACAGAACUGUAGACUGGUGGUGUCUUGGAGCAGUCCUCUAUGAAAUGCUGUUUGGCUUGCCUCCAUUUUACAGCCGUGAUGUAUCUCAGAUGUAUGAUAAUAUUCUGCACAAGCCACUUCAUAUUCAAGGAACCAAGACCAUAGCAGCUUGUGAUAUCCUGCAAGGACUUCUCCAUAAAGAUAAGAAGAAGAGACUAGGAGCCAAGACAGACUUUCUUGAGAUAAAGAAUCAUAUGUUCUUCAGUCCAAUCAACUGGGAUGACUUAUAUAACAAGAGAAUAACACCACCAUUUGAUCCUAAAGUAGCUGGCCCUGCUGAUCUUCGGCAUUUUGAUCCAGAAUUCACUCGGGAAGCUGUUCCCAGUUCCAUCAUCCGUACCCCUGACUUAUCUGCCAGCAGUUCCAGUGCAACGGAUGCUUUUUUGGGGUUUUCGUAUGCACCCAACGAUGAGGACUAGAGCAACCUGUGUAAAGAAGGCUUGAGAAAUCCAGUAUUAGCUCUUGAUUUUAAUGGGAGGAAGCCUUACUCUCUGACUAAUUUUCUAACUGGAACAGAACCAGGGUCUACAGCUUUAUGAUACAAGACCUUAUAAUGUGAAUGUCCCUCUUUGCUGAGGAAAUGCUGAUUAUCCUAGUUGAAAUGAUUCUAUUUAUAAAGACUUGAACACAUUUAGUGAAACAAUCUUGUGCCAAAAUGUUGUCCUGUGAGAAUGCAAAUUAGUCUCUGUUUGGAUUGCUGUAGAUUGCUUAAGAGCGACAGAAGGUAUUCCGCAUAACCAGUUAUUCUGGGUUCAUUGGUUUUAAUGUUAGUGCAUUAUUUGUUCAUAUUGCUUGUCUCCUCACCUUGUGAUUCACCCUAGUUUGGUCCAUGUUCUGGUUAUAUUUUUCUAAGGGUCUUGUGGACUCUACUUUGUUUAUUGAGGUGCUCUAGUUUCCUACAGGAGAUUUCUUGAGAAGGCCUUUAGUACUAGUCUGAAAAUCCAGAAGCUUUCCACCAUCCACCAAUUCCUUAUAGCUACUCCUUCCAUGAAAUUUUACCCUUGCAUUCUCCAUUGCCCAAAUUUGCUGUCUUUGGACCUUUCUUUUUUUGUUUUGUUUGUGUUUGGAGAAAUGUUAUGGACCCAGAGUGAUGCCAUUUAUAAUGUGUAUAGGUUUUGUUUUUUGUUUUCAGGAUUUAAUGCUUUGCUCUCCAGCUAACUAGUGCUGAUGGGAAUGGCCUAGCCCAACAACACAUCCUUUCAGUUCUAGAUUCAGUGGCAUGUCACCUUCAUCUUGAAAAUGUUGCCAGUUCUCUGCUUAUAUUUUUAGCAACCUGAUUUAUUCUCACCACCACCUUUACUUGUAAGCUACAUAGUGAUAAAGGCCUAAUCAUAACUACCUCUUUAAAUCAAAGAUACAGAACAGCCAAUACAAUUUGUUUCUAUAAGCAUAAAGCAAGAACAGAUUUGUUUCAAAGCCCUGCCUAUUGAAAACUGCUGAGCACAAGUGAAUUGUAUCAAUGUGUACUUUUUAAUAUGCAAAAUGGAUCCAGCCUCCUGCCAAUGCAAUGAUAACAGCCUCAGUAUGAAGCCUCAUUAACUUGGUUUUACACCAAAUUAUUAUCUGUCCCAGAAACAUUUCCAUUCUGUUUUCCUCUAAAACAUGAAUAUGCAAGAUUCUAGAUGAACAACAAAGUAGGCUGAUUCUAGAAAUGAAUCCCCCUACUAUCAACCAAAGGCAAAAUACAUGCAUCCUGCUGGUUAACUGUGUAGAUUGAAGCAGAGUUGAUUCAAAUGGGCUUCCAGUAUGCAUAAGAACAUAAACAGAGGUGAACAACAUGACCCGAAGUGAAGCAGAGCUUUUAUCUUCCUCUUCAAAGUAGCAAAGAGCAAGGUAUGUACACCUAGGGUUUGGAGGACACAACUCCAAUAAGGAACAUGUACUACAGAAAUAACUGCUAGGUUUUGGUGCUUUUGUACUACUAAACAAUGGCCUUUUUAAAAAAAAAAACCUUCUGUCCAGAUUUAAUUUUCAGUGUGUUCAUUCUCUUGUCUAAAAGAUUUAUGUGCUCUUAAUUCUUAAAAGUGGUGGUUUUUAACUAUGUAUUAAGAAAUGUCUCCAAGCGCUCAAGUUUGUUCCAAGGAUCCGUUUUUGCUUGUCUUUGUCAUGAGGAUACAAUAUACAAUAAAAUAAAUGGUUUGGUUGUAA